AUGUCUUCUGAGAAUACUCAAAAUGCGACUGCCGACCUCAAACAGGAGAGUUCAGUCGUCCGCCCAGACCCCCGCGAAGAUAUGAACAUGGCAGCCUCAAAAGAUCCAACAUCGCCCGAAGAACUACAAACAACUCAGGAAUCACAAGCGGCGAAAGAAUCGUACGACAACUACAUCAAGAAUUUACCACCCCCAUUUUGGCAGACCAAGACACCACAAUCAAAAGCAGCGAACGACGAGGCGACCGCGGCUAAAAUCAACGCUGUAUGUGCGCCAGUGACAGCCGAGCAGCGCGAAGAAGAUGAACGUCUGAAAGCCAGGUCUUGGCGCGAGCGGUGGCGUGAUCGCAAGGCGAGACGAGAGGGCAAAGAGAAGAAUGAAGACCCCGAUUUAAGACCUGUAGAAAGGGGGAGCCGGGCACAGCUAAAUGUUUUUGGUGUCAAUACCAAGGAGAAGAAGAGGACUCGGUAACGCAUCUAAACAAGAGAUGCGCUGUAGACUGCAUGGGACAUUACACAGCUAUUAAAACAAUGACAGCUAUAGUGUGCCUGU
Messenger RNA from Parastagonospora nodorum SN15, 552 nucleotides. RefSeq lists its product as hypothetical. Bases 1 to 471 code for a protein of 156 amino acids. The transcript has a single exon. NCBI's taxonomy places the organism in Eukaryota, Fungi, Ascomycota, Dothideomycetes, Pleosporales, Phaeosphaeriaceae. The record is from RefSeq and is a predicted model, not a curated record.